Messenger RNA from Saprolegnia parasitica CBS 223.65, 513 nucleotides. RefSeq lists its product as hypothetical. Lineage: Eukaryota; Oomycota; Saprolegniomycetes; Saprolegniales; Saprolegniaceae. The transcript is spliced from 2 exons. Gene Ontology annotation, biological process: translational initiation. Gene Ontology annotation, cellular component: nucleus. The record is from RefSeq and is a predicted model, not a curated record. Gene Ontology annotation, molecular function: translation initiation factor activity. Bases 1 to 513 code for a protein of 170 amino acids.
AUGAGUGGAGCUGGCCGCAAGAGUGGGUACCGCAAGGGCGUGACUCAGGACGUCCUGUACGGCGAGCCCGAGCCCGAGGCCGGCGAGGUCAUCGUGCAGUACCGCAAGCUCAUUUGGAUCCGCCGCGGCGACUUUCUCAUCGUCUCGGGUGCGGACGACGACAAGAAGGGCGCGGUCAAUUUCUCGGUCGAGCACAUUUUGUACAAGGACCAGAUCAAGAACCUCAAGGCCAAGGACCUCUGGCCCGACGUCUUUGUCGAGGACGAGACCAAGCGUGAGUACGACGAGUCGCUGAGCGCGCUCACGGACAAGGUCGCCGACGUCUCGAUGGGCAGCGGCAAGGUCGACAAGUUUGGCAACACGAUCGAAGGCGCGGCCGACGACGAGAGCGAAGAGGCCGACGAUUCGGAGAGCGACAACGAUGACGACCUCAUGUUUGUGAACCGCAACCGCAUGGGCGGGCACUACGCGCACGUCGAAGACAGCGACGAGAGCAGCAGCGACGAGGAAUAA